Adineta ricciae is the source of this 4668-nucleotide messenger RNA. NCBI's taxonomy places the organism in Eukaryota, Metazoa, Rotifera, Eurotatoria, Adinetida, Adinetidae. The record is from the annotation of a GenBank genome assembly.
AUGAUUUUAUUCGUAAUUAUAACGAUAAAAUCAGAUAAUUCAUUUCUUUUUAAUACCAAUAAUCCAUAUUCUCAAAGAAUAUUUGAUUGUUUUUAUUUUCAUUCAAUUAAUGAAUAUGCUCCCGAUAAUAAUUUAUUGAUUAAUACAAAUGAUUUAACACCUUAUUGUCGUCGUAUUUCAAUCGAUGAGAAAUGGAAUGAUACUCAAGGAUUUAUAGAAAAUAAUCAUACAUUCCAAUCAUUACGUUUAAAAGGGAUUCAAAGUAAAGAUCUUCUUCAAUGGUCAUUAACAAUCGAUAUUAUUGAACAAUAUGAAAUUUAUUUAAAUGAAAAUAAUUCACAAUUUGAUGAUUAUAUAUUUAAUAAUUGUUCACUACACUGGUUUGGUUCACAUUGUCAAUAUACAUUUGCUUUAAAUGUUUCAAUUACAUCGUUUUCUACAUUUGUUCAAGCUUCUCUUACCAAUCGUAUCCAAUAUGAACGUGAACUUGUAAUAAAUACCUGUUAUCCAUAUUUAUCUGAAUGUCUACGUGGUCCUAAACCAAUGUGUCUAGAUUGGCGUGAAAUUUGUGAUGGAAAAAUCGAUUGUAUUAAUGAAAGUUUUGGUAUUGAUGAAAAAUAUUGUGAACAGCUUGAAUUAAAAGAAUGUGAAGAAGAUGAAUAUCGUUGUCAUAAUGGUGCACAAUGUAUUCCAUUAAAUUUUUUUCAUGAUAGUUGGAGCAGUCAUGACUGUUUAGAUGGUUCAGAUGAAAAUGAAAUAUAUCAAUCAAAACUUGAAACAAAUUUACGAGCUUAUCUAAAUUGUACGGAUUCAAUGAAAUUCGCUUGUGAAGAAACAAUGUGUCGUUAUCCAGGUUAUUUUUCAUGUGGUGAUGGACAAUGCUUAGAAAGUCGUCGUGUUUUUAAUAUUAUGAAUCGUGAAAUAGCUGGAUGCAAAGGUACAAGUCGUGAUCUUCAUUAUAAGCGUGCGAUUUACUUAUCUGCUAAAGAAUACUCAAUUGAUUGUUAUGAAUUAUUAUUUUGUAAAUUGAAAUUUUAUUAUCUUCUUCAAAAUGAUUUACAUACAGAAGAAGAAUGUUUAGCUGGAGAUUGGCUAUUGACAAAUAAUUGUUCAUUAGAAUAUUUAUCAUUUCCACUUCAACCACUUUAUUAUAGUUAUUUUCAAAUUAUUUAUUCAACUAAAGUUCUUUAUUUAAAUAUUUCUGGUAUAGUACCACCACAAUAUAUUUGUCAUGAUCCUCGUACAUGUCAUUAUUUAUCGAAAUCAACAAAUCAAAUAUUUAUUGAUUUAAAUUGUCGACAAAGUAGUUUCUACGAACCAGUACAUCAUGUUUUAGAUAGAUAUUUAGCAUCUGAUGCAAAUAAAUGUCAAUUAAUGGGAAAUAUUAAUAAUUAUUCUUCAAAUUCAUCUUUAUUUUAUUGUGAACGUUCGGAUAAAUAUAUAUCUAAAUAUCGUCUUAUUGAUGGAUAUAAUGAUUGUUUUUAUAAUGAAGAUGAAAACUAUUUCGAUAGCUGUUUAUUAAAUCAAAGUCAACGUUUUAAUUGUACAUCAGAAAAUAAAUGUUUAUCACCAAUUGGUAUUGGUCUUGAUUUUCCUCGUUGUCAGAAUGGUGAAGAUGAAGAACGAAUCAACGACAUUCAGUCGAUUUUUUCCAAACUUUGUAGUACAUUUGUACCACUAUUGGAAGAAGAUAAUGAAUCAACUAUAACAAAUUGUGAAUGGUGGCCUUGUCUUACUCCAUAUACUCGAUGCGAUGGACAUUAUCAUUGUACGAAUGGUAUUGAUGAAUUAAAUUGUCCAAAUAUGAAUUGUCAAAUAAACGAAUAUAAAUGUUCAACAGAUCGUCCAAAUGAAUAUCAUUGCAUAGCACAAGAAUUUAUCUAUGAAAUACCAAUAAAUUGUUAUGAAAAUAAAUCGGAAUAUAUUUAUCGACAAAUAUUUUAUUCAAAUAAUUCAUUAAUUAAUAACAAUCAUGAUUAUAUUUCUUGGAAAGAAAAAGAAAAUUGUUUAACAAAAAAUGAUAUUUGUAAAGAUGAAUCAAAUAAUAUUCAACAAAACCAUUUCUGUCCUAUUUAUUUCUUUUCAACAAUUCCAAUAUAUCACAAAUUCUAUUCGAAUUUAUAUUCCAAUGAAACUUUAUGUUAUAUAUUCAAUUUCAAUUCUCUUAUGUUUGAGAAAAAUUUUGUUUCAACAUGGAAUUUGGGAUAUUUACCAAAACAAAUCAAUUCGACAUUAUUAUCAAUUGAACAAAUCAAUGAUACAAAAUUAAAUGAAAGUAAAUUAAUAAUUAAUGAUAAAAAAGAUCUUAUUGAAUAUUGUAAUCGUGGAAUAAUUAUAUAUGAAGGUAAAUCUUACGAAAAGAUAUGUUUAUGUCCACCAAAUUAUUUUGGUAAACAAUGUCAAUGGCAAAGCCAACGUAUUAGUUUAACAAUUCAAAUCAAAACACUUGGAUUUUAUGAAGAAAAAAUUCCAAUUUAUGAAUUUUUUAUUUAUUUAAUUGAUAAUGAAAAUGAAAUUAUUCAUUAUUAUGAAAAAAUUAAUUAUAUUCCAUCGAUUGAUUGUGAUACAAAAUAUAAUCGUUAUUUACUUUAUCCAACACAACCAAAAGAUUUGAAUUCAAUAUAUUCAAUACAUAUUGCUCUAUAUGAAAAAUUAACAAUGAAUUAUUAUGGAAGUUGGUUUUUCUCGAAUCCAUUUCCAUUUUUACCAGUUCAUCGUUUAGCAAAACAAAUUCAAAUUCCAUUAGAAAAAUCCAAAGAAUUAAUCAAUUGUCCAAUUCAAUGUGGAAAUCAUGGCGAAUGUUUUUCUUUUAUUAAUAAUUCAACAAAAUUCUUUUGUUAUUGUCAUGAAGGCUACUCAGGACGAUUUUGUAAUAUAACAUAUGAACGAACAUGUUCAUUAGAUUCUUUUCAUUUAAAUGCAUCUAUUUGUUUAUGUCCAUUAAAUAAAUUUGGUUCAAAAUGUUAUUUGAAGCAUUUAACUUGUCAAUCAACAAAUAAUCUUUGUCAGAAUAAUGGUGUAUGUAUACCUGGAAAUGAUCGUAUUACUAAAGAAAAAUUUCUUUGUUUAUGUACUGAAGAUUAUACAGGAUCGUAUUGUCAAUAUCGAUCAAAUCGAAUUGAUAUUCAUUUUAAAACAGAUGAAAUUCCUUUAAUAAUAUUUGGUCAUUUUUUAACUGCACUUGAAGAUCGAGAACAUCAACGAACAACAACGUUUAAAAAAAUUCCAUUUGAUCAAAAUUCUAUUUCAUUAUAUUUCAAUAAACCAUUUCAUGUAUUAAUUAUUGAAUAUUUCAAUCAUUAUUAUCUUGGUGUAUUAAGAGAAACAUUUUAUGAUGGUGAAUAUAUUUCUACUAAUAUUGGAAAAGAUCAUUUAUGUGUAAAUAUAAAUGAACUUAUGAAUUCAACAUUACUUAAUUAUAAAGAUUUACGUCGAAUGAAAUAUUAUCCAUUACAAUGUUUGAAAAAUGUUCAAUUAAAAUGUUUUUAUGAUGAAAAACAAAUAUGUAUUUGUGAUAAAAAUCGAUUUUCGAAUUGUUGGAGUUUUAAUCAUAGUAUGUCUUAUAAUUGUCAAGGACAUAAUUUUUGUGAAAAUAAGGGUAAAUGUUUUCAGGAUAAUCUUAAAUGUCCAAUAAGAUCAAUAUGUAAAUGUGAAGAUUGUUAUUAUGGAAGUCAAUGCCAAUUCACCACAGAAGGUUUCAGUAUAUCACUUGAUGUUAUAUUUGGUUAUCAAAUUAAACCAUCAAUUUCAUUUCUUAAACAAUCAUUAGCAGUUAAAAUAACUGCAUCAUUAACAAUUUGUAUGUUUUUAUUAGGUUUGAUUAAUGGAACUUUAUUAAUAUUAACAUUUCGAAAUAAAACUAUACUUUCAACUGGUUGUGGAUUAUAUUUAUUAACGAAUUCAAUUGUAUCUUUAUUGACAGUUUCGUUUUUUACUAUAAAAUAUAGUCAGCUUGUCAUAUUUCAAAUGAAUACAAUAACAAAUCAUUCAUUUAUCUUAAUAAAUUGUAUAUUAAUAGAUGUUUUAUUAAAAAUUCUUCUUAGUUAUGGUGAAUGGUUGAACGGGUGUGUUGCUGUCGAAAGAGUAAUGGCUGCUGUACAAGGAGUACGUUUUAAUAAAAGAAAAAGUAAAUCUACAUCAAAAUAUAUUAUACUCAUAUUAUUAUUAAUAAUAAUAAUUAGUUAUAUACAUGAUCCAAUAUCUCGACAAUUAUUUAAUGAUAAAGAUGAAAAACGAUUGUGGUGUAUUGUUAAAUAUUCAACAAACUUGAAGAUUUAUGAUAAAUUUAUAAAUUCAUUUCAUUUUUUUAUGCCUUUUAUGAUAAAUGUUUCAUCUGCAAUAAUUAUUAUUAUUCAAUUGUUUCGAAUACGUUCAAAAGCAAAGAAAACAUCACCAUCUCAAACAAUUUUCUUAGAACAUAUUCAACAACAUAAACAUCUUCUUAUAUCUCCAUGUGUUUUAAUUAUUUUAGCUAUACCACGUUUAAUUAUUUUAUUUAUAUCACGAUGUAUGAAAUCAUUUCGGGAUCCUUGGUUGUUUCUUUGUGGUUAUUAUAUUUCUUUCAUUCCGCCAUUACUUCUCUUUAUUAUAUUUAUUUUACCUUCCGAAAAUUAUAAAGAAGAAUUUUUAAAUGUCAUUAAAAAAAUACACUUGAUUAAAUAUCAAUGA